UUUUUGCCUGGAUCAGGCCAUCUCGAUCUUUUUACCCUAAGUGUCAAGAGAAAGUAGAAGUAACGGUAACGGGCAUGACGGAAACUGAGUUGUAAGAGCAGUAUGGUGAAGGAAGUCCACUGUAGCGAGUAGUUCUAGAUAACGAUUCAUAUCUAAAGGUGUUUAAACGUGAAACGACACGUGAUGUUAGCUUCUGGAGGAGCUUUUUCCUUGCUUUACAUCGCCAUUCUAAACUUCUUUGUCACAACAUAUACACAAGAGCCUUCAAAUUGYACGAAUACUACUGUUCUGCCAAAUGGAGAAAACGUGUCACGUUGUUGCGUCUUUCCCUUCGUUUACCUUGGUAAAAGUCGCCAUACUUGCAUUGAAUCCGGUGAAACUGCAUGGUGUUCUACCACUCCUAAUUUUGACCAUGAUGGCCAGAAAAUACCAUGCAUUUUAAAAGAACAAGGAGGAGAAUCAGAAUUUGGGGAAGGAAAUUGUCAUAAUUUCCCAUCAGGCCUUUCGAAGCUCACUGGUGGAUCACGGGAUGCCGUUGUGCCUUGGAAGAUUCAGUGUCAAUCAUCCUUUGCCAUGACGUCMCUAGGGGAUGACGGGAAUCGGUUUAGGUUGCUAGGCGACAUCAAGUGUUGUAAUGCUCCAGUAGACCAUAAUAUCUCGCAAGUGUUUAAUCUGUCAAGAAAGGAUGCAGGCAGUGAUGACCCRAAUCUACCWUGGAAUGCAAUGUGUCCGGAUAGCUACAUCCUCACAGGUAUAACAAUUAUCGCUAUUAAACCUAAAAAUUGUUGGACGCAUACGUCGAGAUAUGAGGAAUUAGCUGGUAGUUUUUGGACAAUCAAAACCCAUAUUAUUUUAUAUUUGUAG
Messenger RNA from Exaiptasia diaphana, 864 nucleotides. RefSeq lists its product as uncharacterized. Bases 184 to 864 code for a protein of 226 amino acids. The transcript is spliced from 3 exons. NCBI's taxonomy places the organism in Eukaryota, Metazoa, Cnidaria, Anthozoa, Actiniaria, Aiptasiidae. The record is from RefSeq and is a predicted model, not a curated record.